AUGAAUGGAGAAGGCUGGCUCUUCCUAUUUUCUAUCUUACUAACGGCCGUGCUGUUGUUCGUGAUGGUGUUUUAUGUCAUCAUGUACUCGGAUCUCGAGUCUGACUAUAUCAAUCCCAUUGAUCUUUGCACAAAGCUCAAUCAGUUCACGCUCCCCGAAAUGUGUGCACACGGAUUCUUGACGGUGUUGUUUCUUCUCAAUGGGCAAUGGAUUGCGCUGGCUAUCAAUUUGCCUCUGUUAGCAUACAAUGUACACAAAUUCAUGAACAAGACAUAUCUGCUGGAUGCAACUGAGAUCUUCCGUACCCUGAUGACCCACAAAAAAGAAAGCUUCCUCAAAUUAGGGUUUUAUCUCCUGACUUUCUUCUUCUACUUGUACCGCAUGAUCAUGGCACUCGUCGCUGGUAUGUAG
This is a messenger RNA of Malassezia globosa CBS 7966, 411 nucleotides long. RefSeq lists its product as uncharacterized. The record is from RefSeq and is a predicted model, not a curated record. The transcript is spliced from 5 exons. Bases 1 to 411 code for a protein of 136 amino acids. Gene Ontology annotation, biological process: endoplasmic reticulum to Golgi vesicle-mediated transport. NCBI's taxonomy places the organism in Eukaryota, Fungi, Basidiomycota, Malasseziomycetes, Malasseziales, Malasseziaceae. Gene Ontology annotation, cellular component: COPII-coated ER to Golgi transport vesicle; endoplasmic reticulum membrane.